UGCUCAUUUUUUGGUAAAAUUAUGCUUGAUUUUUGGUUGGUUCAGCUUCUUUCCUGAAAAGCAGUGAGAAACACACUUCCAGUGUGGCUCUGUUUUUGGAAAAUCAACCAGAAGACUCAUUUGUCUCUCCAGGAGAAUAAACGCAGCUUCAGUGCAUCUGCGGUGCUGACUGUAAUCCACGUGUGGCCGCAGGGGGGCGCUGUAGGGCAGCAGUAAUCUCACCUGAGUUAUUACUGGACCCUGGACCUGAUUGGUCCGUCACAGUUUUCAUGCCCUUCAUAUUUGGGUCAGCCGAAGCGCAGCGGGACGGCCUGCUGCUGACCUCCACCAAACUGGGACCUUCAUCUGGAUUUAAUGGAAAUCUUCUGCUCUGUUCUCCACUGUGCGUAAACUGGUUCGAUUGAAAAAAAUCCUCGACAUCAUGUCCAGCAGUGCUCUGGUGAAAACCCUGGAGGACCUGAGCCUGGAUUCGGGCUACGUGGUCGGAGAACCGUGUCCGUCCCUCAGCCUGUCCUCCUCCGGCAGGUCGAGGCGGUCUCAGCCGCACACCAGCCCUCCUCCUCGGAGCACCUGGUGGCAGCACGCCGGCUCUCUGUACAGCAGGAACGGCAGCUGGGACACGGUGAGCACGCUGCCGGAGGACGCGGCGGACAUCCUUGCCAAGUGUCCCUGCCUGCCCGAGCUGGAGGAGUAUCCCUGGACCGAGCAGGAGCUGCGGGAAGUCGUGCGUCGAGUCGCCGGCUCGGAUGCGCCGUUCACGGGAGACGCUGUCCAUCGGCUGUCCGUCCUGCUCCGGAGGGCUCUGGUGCGGAUCUCCCAGGAGGCGCAGCGGCUGAGCGAGCUGCACAGGCGGUGCACGCGCCUGGAGGUGCAGAGCGCGGUGAGGCUCGUGCUGAGCUGGGGUCUGGCCGAGCGGUGCGUCUCCUCGGCGGUGAGGGCCGUGUCUCUGCACUGCAUGAGCUCCGGGGACACCGCGCGGCAGCGCAGCAAGUCCGCGCUCUGCGGACUCACUCUGUCCGUGGGCCGCUUCUUCAGGUGGAUGGUGGAAACACGCGUGUCGGUGCGCGUGCACGAGUACGCGGCCGUCUGCCUGGCCGCCUCCGUGGAGGGUCUGAUGGAGGAGGUGGUCGGCCGGGCGCUGCAGGCGGCCAGGCUGACCGCGGAGCAGGAGGAGCAGGACCGCGGGCUCACCUGCUGCCAGGUGACCGCAGAGCUGCUGGACGGAGCCGUGAAGAACGACGCGGAGCUGUGGGGGCUGCUGCAGGUCUACGAGCAUCUGAUGUGUGGAAAAAAUGCCCAUGGUGAGCUGUCGUUGCCGGCCCACGUCAGCCCCUACACAAAGGUUCCUGAGGAUUCGAUGGAGAGCCGGGAGGACCCCUACAUCCAGCUGGAGCUGCGAACGCUGGAACAGGCUCUGCUCACCACCUGUGUGGGCAGCAUCGCCGAGCUCAGUGAUCUGGUGUCUCGAGCGAUGCAUCACAUGCAGCGUCUGCGCAGCUCAAGCCCUUCCAUCAGCCCCGCCCGCUCAGCCAAUCAGCCGUCAGUGUCCUGGGCGCCGGACGCCCUCCGAACGCUCUACUACUUCCUGUCCAGCCUGGAGAUGGAGUCACUGGAAAAUCCCAACCUGGAGCCUCCGACCAUGAUGCUGAACAGAGAGAGACCCUUCCUGCUCCUCCCUCCUCUCAUGGAGUGGAUCAGAGUGGCCGUGGUGCACGCCGAACAUCGCCGCAGCCUAUUGGUGGACAGCGAUGAUGUCAGACAGACAGCCAGGCAGCUCCUCCCAGGACUGGACUGUGAGCCCAGACAGCUAAAGUCCGAGUGCUGUUUCCAGUCGUUCAAAUGUUUGGAUGCAGGAGCUGCUUCGGCCAGGUUCCAGCUGGGUUUGGGCUUCAGGAUGCUCUCGUGCGGCCGAGCAGAUCUGGUCCAUCAGGCCACGCAGCUGCUGGGAGCUGAGGGGGUGAACACCAUGGAUGACCAGGGAAUGACUCCUCUGAUGUACGCCGCUGCGGCCGGAGAUGAGGCUCUGGUGCAGAUGCUGGUAGAGGCCGGAGCUCACCUGGACCUGCAGGUCCCAGGCUGCUCCGCCAGACACCCUUCAGUUCACCCCGGCGGCCGGCGCUGGGUGGCUCUGACGUUGGCGGUGCUGCACGGUCACCUGUCUGUGGCUCAGCUGCUGCUGGAGGCCGGAGCGGACGUGGAGGGUGGAGCCCUGCUGGACGGUCAGGAGAUCGCAGCCGAGACGCCGCUGCAGCUGGCUGCUGCUGCAGGUCACUACGAGAUGGUGAGCUUGCUGCUCGCUCAUGGAGCAGACCCUCUGCUCAGAGUGCAUGAUGGGAGCUCACUGACGUCGCCGCUGCACGAGGACAUGAACUGCUUCAGCUACGCUGCGGCGCACGGUCACAGGAACGUCCUGAGGAGGCUGCUGCUGCAGCCCCAGCACAGGAAGGAGGACAUCCUCUCUCUGGAGGAGAUCCUGGCUGAAGGAGUGGAGGAGGACGAGGAGGACAACCGGGAUGCAAAAACGGUAGCCCCCAACUGCCUGAGUCCUGUCCCCAGACCGUGUAAGGCCAGGAUGAAAGCCCUGCAGCAGGCCGCCUACUACAGCGCAGAGCACGGUUACCUGGACGUAACCCUGGAGCUCAGGGAGAUGGGUGUCCCCUGGAGGCUCCACAUCUGGCUGCAGUCCCUCCUUAGAGCCCGGGAGCUGUGCAGGGACAAAGUCAUCGUCUCCCUCCUCACAGAGUUCCCCUCCAUCAGGGCGGAGGACUACAGCCCUGAGCUCCUCUCCACCGGCGUGCCGCUCAUGUUCAACAUGCUAGAAACCAGCAAGGACUACGUGGUCACCAAGCGGCUGGCGUCCGUCUUCUCUCACUGCUACGGCUGCUCUCCUGUUCCUCCCGUCCCACCCAUGGACAUCACUCUGUCCACACAGCUAGAUAUUCAUUUCCUGAACAACCAGGAGAUGUCCGACGUGACCUUCAUGGUGGACGGGCGUCCGUUCUUCGCUCACCGGGUGCUGCUGAUGUCGGCUUCUGAACGGUUCCGACAGAUGCUCUGCGAUUCCCCUGAUGACGUCAUCCACAUCAGUCACAUGACCUACAGCACCUUCCAGAUGAUGAUGAAGUCUCUGUACUGUGGAGGGACCGAAGGACUGACGGUCUCGCAGUCUGAAGCCAUGAAGCUGCUGCCAGUGGCGUCUUUCUUCCAGCUCAGAGCGCUGCAGAGGUGCUGUGAGACGAAGCUGUCCCAGACUCUGACCCCGGACACUGUCGUCGACGUCUACAAGGCCGCCAAGCUCCACGGAGGAGCUGAACUCUGCAGGUUCUGUGAAGGAUUCUUCCUGCAGAACAUGGAUCGGCUCCUGGAGCGGGACGACUUCCACCGCCUGCUGCUGGGCGCCGUCGGUCAGGAGCUGCUCCGCCCACAGGACCAGGAUCCGUCGCUUCUCCUCAGGGUUUUGGAGGCCACGCUGAUACGCAGACUUUCCAGCCUCCACGCCGCAUGUCGAGAGUAGAAACAACAGAGCACCACCUGCACCACCUGGACUGUGUUCAGGACGCUGUCUGAAGUCGUGUUUCUGGGAACAGGAGCCAUUUAGUGUGUUUCUACCUUUCAUCAUGUUAGAAUACAAGUUAAAUCCUCAAGUCAUUCAUCUUUUUCAUUAACCUGACUCAAGAGGACAGACUGGUGAUCCAAACGAAUGACAGUUUUGCUGAUCAAAGUCAUCAAGUGAAAUAAAAAAUAAUGCAAAUAAUUUGCUUUGUCCUGUUACCAUAAAUCGUUUUUGUUUGUUUCUUAGCCUGCUGCUCAGAAAAAUCAACUUUACUAUUUUUUAAUCGAGUUUCUUUUUUAAGUGAUUGAUUAUUUUCACUUGGCCUGACUUUACCUGGAAGCUCGUGUUAAAACUGUUUGUUUAUGGCCACAGCUUAGUUAGCCUGUAAAGAUGAACGUUAACCUCGAGGCACAAAGUUUCCUUAUCAUGAAGCUUGUUAAGUUGAGCCUCAGUCUUAAAGCGAGGCUACAGCGAAGAGACAAACUAGAAGAUCACAGCGUUGUUGAAGGGCCGUGCUGGCUGGCCAUACUGUUACUGUAUUGAAUUAUAAAUAAACAUGAUAAAAUG
Messenger RNA from Scatophagus argus, 4120 nucleotides. RefSeq names its product ankyrin repeat and BTB/POZ domain-containing protein 2-like. Gene Ontology annotation, molecular function: DNA binding; protein heterodimerization activity; structural constituent of chromatin. The record is from RefSeq and is a predicted model, not a curated record. Gene Ontology annotation, cellular component: nucleosome. The coding region runs from base 422 to 3514 and encodes 1030 amino acids. The transcript is spliced from 17 exons. Lineage: Eukaryota; Metazoa; Chordata; Actinopteri; Scatophagidae.